ACGAUGAUGAGGGAGAUAGUUGAGGAAAACAAUCAACGUGCUGAAGCUCUUGGUGUCCAACCACCCCAUGUCCACCUCCUGUUUGCUGAACGUGCAGGCGAUGAUCCCAGGCGAUUCAACUCACCAACUUAUAAUGAAGUUGCUGCUGUAAUUACAUUAAAUGCAGACCAAAGUAUCCCGGAAAAUGAGAUGGUUAUUAAGGAGCGAGGAAAACAGUUAAUAACGCUCAAGAACAUUGACAGCCGAGUAGAACCAUUCACCUACCCUCUCCUCUACCCAAAAGGAACUUUUGGGUUUACUGUAGGGCUUCCUCUUAAAACGCCUUAUGCAAGCCGUGCACACAUGACGAGGAUGGAGUUGGCUCAAUACAGGUUAGCCUUUCGUCCAGAACAAGCCAAGGCUCUUCCUCCUGAACCAUUGCUAGAGGGAUUAGAUCUAAGGUCGAUUGGAUUUAAUGCUCUCCACUUUGGUGGUAGACUGUUUCAACAGUACGUCGUGGACACAUACAUCCGUGUUGAACGUGAUCGUAUUCAGUGGAUCAAAUACAACCAAAAGAAACUUCAAGCUGAUCAGUAUGCAGGAGUAACACAUUUUCUAAAUGAAUUGGCUGAAAAGAAAAAUGCUACAGUUGCUGAAAAACUGAUUUUACCAUCAUCUUUUCCCGGAUCAACGAGAUAUUUCACUGAACACUUUGAAGACGCUAUGGCAAUUGUCCGAAGGUUUGGCUCUCCAGACUUUUUUAUCACAAUAACGUGCAGUCCAACAUGGCCAGAAUUAAAAGAAGCUGCAUGUAUUGAGCUCUCUGAUGGUUCUAAACUACAACAGUUCGCCCAAGAAAGACCUGACAUUGUGGCUAGGGUAGCCAAAUUGAAAUUUGACAGCAUAGUUGAAGAUAUCAGUAAGAAACAGAUUUUUGGGAAGUCUUCUGCUUUUGUUUACACUAUAGAAUUUCAAAAACGAGGAUUACCCCACCUACAUCUUCUUGUCAUCAUGGCAAAUGAAGACAAACUCCGGUCUCCAGAGGAAGUAGACACUUUCAUUUCGGCAGAAAUUCCUAAUGAUGACCCAGUUCUAAGGGAGUUGGUCCUCAAAUGGAUGAUUCACAAUCCAUGUGGCGAACUUAAUCCGUCUGCGUCAUGUAUGGAGAAUAAGGGUGGAUCAGCUAAAUGCCGCUUUGGAUUCCCCAAAGCUCAUCAAGAGUUUACGUCAAUUGUUGACAACAAAAAACCGAAUUACAAGAGACGGUAUGACCCACAACUGGAUCCAAAUAACCCAGAAUUUUCUCACGUCCAUGCGGUGUACCGCAAAAACAGUGAUGGACAAAAAGUUACACGGGACAAUAGACAUGUUGCUCCAUACAAUGGCUAUUUACUGAAGAAAUACAUGUGCCACAUAAAUAUCGAGUAUGUUGGUAGUGUUAGAGCCGUUAAGUACCUCUAUAAAUACAUUUAUAAAGGGCAUGACUGCGCAAAUGUAAAAAUUGUUGAAAAUGUGGCCCGAAUAAUGUAUAAUGAAGCAGAAACAUUUGUUGAGGCACGUUAUAUUUCGCCCCCUGAAGCAUGUUGGAGGCUGGCUGGAAAUGAAAUCCAAAGGAAAAGCCAUUCGGUGCAACGUUUGGACAUCCAUCUAGAAGGUCAGUACCGUGUGGGAAACAUUGAACAGACACAAGAAGAUGUAGCGGACACUGGCCUGAAAGGGUCCACCUUAGAGGCGUACUUUAAACACAACUCUAAACUUCACAUAGAAGAAGAGAAUGGGAAUGAAGUAAUCUACUACUUCUACUGGCAGAUGCCAGAAAAGUACAAAUGGUUAGGCAAAACAAGUGAAUGGGUGGUACGACAGCGAAGCUCAAAAACGAUUGGAAGGAUCCACACUGUGAACUUGGUGGCCCAACCUGAACUUUAUCACUUAAGAAUGCUCCUCUUCCAUACCAAAGAUGCCAAAAGUUUUGAAGACCUUAAAUUUGUAAAUGGGACUGCCUAUUCCACUUAUAAACAAGCAUGCCUAGCAAAAGGCCUUACAUAUGAUGACCAGCAAUGGAUUGAUGGGCUGCGGGAAUCCGCUUUGUCAAAGAUGCCGAGUGUCAUGAGGACACUCUUUUGUCAAAUCUUGAUUCUCGGAUCACCAGAAAACCCUAAACGUCUCUGGGAUAUGUUUAAGGACGAGUUGGCAGAAGAUUUUCUUAGAGAAGCAGAGAUUUCUGGAACCCCUCUAGAAGAUUCUUACAACAGAGCAUAUAGAAUCAUAGCUUACAAGCUAAAUACUGAAGCUACAGAAGGCCGAAACUUCCAAUUUUGGGUGGAAAACUAUGGUAUGGAUGACAUUCAGAAUUUUCAAGACGAGGGAAAUGAAGAAACCCACAAUGUCAGCGAAUUAGAAGCCAUUGGUCGCAGACAAUAUAGCAAUUUGAAUAACGAACAAAAAGACUUUGUUGAUGCUGUUAUGGAAGCAAUAGAAGACCCGAUGAGUUGCAUCCCCAAGUGUUUUUUCCUCGAUGGACCAGGAGGUACAGGGAAGACAUACGUGUACAAUACCCUCUACCAUCUAAUUCUUGGAAAAAAUCUUAAUGUAAAAUGCAUGGCGUAUACCGGCAUUGCAUCAAUCUUGCUACCUGAAGGACGUACUACCCAUAGGACUUUUGGUCUAAAAGUUCCAUUGACUAGCGAUUCUAAAUCAUCAAUUCAGCCAGGCACUCAGAAGGCCCAAGAACUGGCAGAAGUAGACGUAUUUAUGAUGGACGAAGCACCAAUGCUACCAAAAUAUGGCCUAAGUUGUAUUGACGGACUCCUGCGAAGCUUAGGAAACAGAAACUUGCCUUUUGGAGGAAAAACUAUGAUCCUAGGAGGAGACUUCCGCCAAUGCCUUCCAGUCCAGCCUAGAGCAAAUCGAUCUGAGCUGAUCGACCUUUCUGUAAAACGUUGCAGUAUUUGGAAGUUUUUCAAGCUCUUCUCUCUUCAUCAAAACAUGAGAGUCAAUCUCGAUGAAAGUGCAUUUGCUGGAUAUCUCCUUCAACUUGGAAAUGGAGAUUUGCCCACCAACAAUGACUGUGAAAUAAAUAUUCCCGAUGACAUUAUUUCAAAUGGAAAUAUUGUUGAACAAAUAUAUGGCGAUUGCCUAGCCAACAGAGAUUACAAUGCUAUGAGAGAUAGAGCCAUCCUUGCACCUUUAAAUAGAGAUGUUGAUAAUAUCAAUAACGAGAUCAUCCAAAUUAUCCCUGGACAAGAAACAAUUUAUAAAAGUUUUGAUUCAGUAAAAGAUGAACCUGAUGGAGCUCUCAAAUUCCCAACUGAGUUUUUAAACUCAAUUGAAAUAUCAGAUUUACCACCUCAUGAACUCCGACUAAAAAACAACGUCGUUAUAAUGUUACUCAGAAACCUAGACGUGACGGAGGGUUUAUGCAAUGGCACAAGACUGAUUGUCACGGAGUUGUGUCCGAACAUUAUUAAGGCUAAAAUAAUUACUGGCAGUCAUUCUGGUCGAGAUGUCCACAUUCCAAGAGUCACUCUGGAUUCGAGCAAGUGUCAACUCGGAUGUUCGCUGCAAAGACAUCAGUUUCCAGUUCGACCAGCUUUUGCUAUGACCAUCCAUAAGUCUCAAGGCCAAACCUUUCAGUCUGUUGGUGUUGUGUUAAACAACCCCGUAUUCAUGCAUGGGAUGCUCUAUGUAGCUUUCUCCAGAGUACGAACAAGAAACUCUUUAAAAGUUGUUUUGCCAUCUAGAGACAGAAAAUUAACUAAAAACGUUGUUUGGAUGGAAAUAUUCAGAUGAACAAUAUUGAAAAUGUUAGUUCAUUUUGGUCUAUGUAAUUAAUAUUUAAAUUUGUACCAUAAUAACUAGCUUACCUUACUUGAAAUUAUUUAGUUUGGAUUAAAUAGUUUGUUGACUUAAUUGUCGAUAAUCUGAAGAAUAUAGUCAAAUUAGAAUCUAGAGCAGAGGUAAAAUAUGUAAUUGUAUUAUAUCCUAUUUUACCACAGUUGAAUGCUUAUCACCAUUACAUUUUUAUAGUUUAAAAUUGGU
This is a messenger RNA of Macrosteles quadrilineatus (aster leafhopper), 4017 nucleotides long. RefSeq lists its product as uncharacterized. Gene Ontology annotation, molecular function: DNA helicase activity. The transcript is spliced from 3 exons. The record is from RefSeq and is a predicted model, not a curated record. Lineage: Eukaryota; Metazoa; Arthropoda; Insecta; Hemiptera; Cicadellidae. Gene Ontology annotation, biological process: telomere maintenance; DNA repair. The coding region runs from base 4 to 3768 and encodes 1254 amino acids.